Messenger RNA from Sugiyamaella lignohabitans, 525 nucleotides. RefSeq lists its product as uncharacterized. The coding region runs from base 1 to 525 and encodes 174 amino acids. The transcript has a single exon. NCBI's taxonomy places the organism in Eukaryota, Fungi, Ascomycota, Dipodascomycetes, Dipodascales, Trichomonascaceae. The record is from RefSeq and is a predicted model, not a curated record.
AUGCUUAUCAACCCCCUGACAGAUUUUUCCCUGGAAUGGCACAGGGAUGAUGUAAAGGCAGAAGCCUCUGCUGAAGAAGAACUUGAAAAGUUGAAGAUCCCAGAUGGCGGUACUCAGUUUAAUCUCGCUUUGUGUGAAGAUUCUUGUCUUAUAGUAGUGCCUAAGACCCACAAGAGAGCUCGAAAUGAUGAAGAACGACGGAUAACAACUACCGACGAAAGGAAAGGGGUGAUUGAAGGGGAGCUACUUGUAGAAUUGGGCCCGGGAGACUGCGUGUUCUACAAUAACAACAUCCUACACCGAGCCACAUACAAUUCCAAAAUCAAGAGAAUCACCCUUCAUGGGUCUUAUGGCCAUGCUAUCAAUGGCAAGGCAAGGGCACAGAAUAUCCUUCAAUUUGGACAGGCCGAAUGGCUUCCCAGAUUUCAACCCAAAGAUCCCAAUCUUCAAUCACUUCGGUCUCACUUACAGGUCUUGAUUGAUGAAAAUAAAGGCAAAGACCUUAAGUAUUCUUUAGACGGUUGA